UUUAGAUAGCAUUAAAAUAUAGAUAUUAUUCAAUAAAUUAUUUGCUUAUGACUAUUAUUUCCGGGCUUAUCGAAUCUGAAACCACAUUACUGAAAUCCUAUAUAUGUAGGUAUGAUACUUAUAUGCCACUUAGCCACGAAUUGACAUCAGAAGGAAUUUUUAGGUUUAAAAUAUUAAUGUUGAAACUUGUACAUUGGUUUAAUAUAAUAUGUUGAAGGACCUCUGCUAAAUGAAAUUGGUUUGAACAUGGAAUCAAGUUCAAAUAAUUAUAAUACAACAAGAAAAAUGCAUCUUUAUGCGGGACACGAUAUUAGCGUAGGAAUGGCAAUGCGCUUUCUUGGCCACACUAUUGAAAUGCCCGGUUUCGGUGCUUCGUUACAUUUCCAUAUGUAUUACGACGUAACAAAAGGAUACACAGUUAAGGUAUUCUAUUUUGAUCGAUGGGACAAUGAAAAGGGUGAAGAAAUCUCAAUACCUAUUUGUGGUAAUCCCUGCAAAUUUGAGGACUUCAAAAAUCUUUUGACCAACAAUUUCUCUGAAAGUUGGGAAGAUGUGUGUCAAAAAAUAUAAAACUACCUAUAAAAUA
Acyrthosiphon pisum (pea aphid) is the source of this 586-nucleotide messenger RNA. RefSeq names its product lysosomal acid phosphatase. The record is from RefSeq and is a predicted model, not a curated record. NCBI's taxonomy places the organism in Eukaryota, Metazoa, Arthropoda, Insecta, Hemiptera, Aphididae. The transcript has 2 exons. Bases 247 to 570 code for a protein of 107 amino acids.